AUGUUUUCCAGAUUGAGUCUGAUUCUGAUCGGCGCUGCGUACAUCUACUAUCAGGUCAACGCAUUAGAAGUCUACAUUGCUGAGCUGGAAGUGGAAAAUAACAUCACCAUGGAGACCCAGACUAUCUUGUCACUUUUGAACAUUUCAGUCGAGGUGAACGGAAGUUCUGUGAUGAUCUCAGAAAUCGAAUUGGUUUCAGAAUGCUUUCUGAUUGGAGACACAACCAGUUGCAAUUGCUCUGUCGGGUACAGUUGGAGCAACGAAGUGUGCUACAAUUCCUCAUGCUGCACCGAAACAACUUGCACACAAAACAUGUCCCACAUCGAACCACUCUGCGUUGCCAAAGUCCAAGGACUGGUCAACAUCACAGCUCCAGAGGACAGCGUGCGCUACAAGUCCAGCCCAACACUGAACUGCACAUUUGAGGGGGAAGCACACAGCACUGGCUGGAAGUUGAUCAGGGAAAACAAGCAUUUGGAUCUCACAGUUGGUAGUGUGGUGACUCUAAAAGACUGCGGUAGUUCCUGUAUUGCAAUUACUCUCAAGGAAGUGACCAGCUCCGGGUCAGGUACAUAUGAGUGUGGAUUCACUUUUGGGUCAGUCACACACACAGCCAAGGCAGAGCUGAAAGUGUCACUCCUGCCUGAAGUGAUUACCAUGAAAAUCGAUCCACCUGUAACAGACUGUUCAGUCAGCGGUAACAAAGACGUGACUGUGACUGCCACCAUCAAAAAUAGCACGGAGAGCUACAACGUUUCGUGGCAACCCCCUGGAGGGGAGAGUAGAGGACCCGACCCAGCUCAUGGAGAUAUCCUGGUCUAUUCUGUCAAACACGUUCCCGCUGCCUCGCACUCUGCCCCGCUGCCUCGCACUCACCCCCGCUGCCUCGCACUCUGCCCCGCUGCCUCGCGCUCACCCCCGCUGCCUCGCACUCUGCCUCGUUGCCUCGCACUCUGCCCCGCUGCCUCGCACUCUGCCCCGCUGCCUCGCACUCUGCCCCGCUGCCUCGCACUCUGCCCCGCUGCCUCGCACUCUGCCCCGCACUCACCCCCCCUGCCUCGCACUCUGCCCCGCUUCCUCGCACUCUGCCCCGCACUCACCCCCCCUGCCUUGCACUCUGCCUCGCACUCUGCCCCGCACUCACCCCCGCUGCCUCACGCUGCCCCGGCUGACAGACACACAGCGAGCCCGGCCGAGGUGCGCGAGGAGAGGGAGAGGUGGAGGUGCAGCUCCCGGCCGGGCUCGCGUCCAGAAUUUGGGAGCGGCACAGCUUCACACGAUCCCUUUGUCUCAUCGGAAAAAAUUUGCCCUAAAGAGGGGAUUUGGCCAAAAACCCCAAAAGGAGGUAGAGUGAUUAAUCAGUGUGACGACGGCAAGACUGGUUACAAGUCUCGUACUUGUGGUGAUGAUGGCGAGUGGCAGAUGGAGUUCUCCUCCUGCAUCAGCGAAGAGUUGAACAAAGUAAUAAAUCUAGCAGAGGUCUUCAAGACGGGCAUAGGGGCUACACAAGAAGCAGCCUUGGGGAUCUUUCAAGCACUUAAGACAACCACUUCAUCUAAUUCUAGUAAUGACACUGCUGGAAUCAGUGCUUCUAUCAGCAUCAUGAAAGUAAUGGCCACUGGAUCAGAAAGCAUCACCUUGAAGGAAGAAGUCUUAAAUGAUUUUCUUAAAGCAGCGAGCAAUUUAUUGGCCAACGACUGGACAGGAGUCAACAAAUCUGUAACAAAUGACAUGUCAUCACAAUACAUUAUCGGUGUGGAGAGUCUGGUGAAGAACAUCCAAGUGAACAACACUUUGAAUAUCUCCAAUCCAAACUUGGACUUCAAAGUCUCAAAAGGGGACUGUAAUAUCUCUGUGUUUAAUGUCACUGUUAAACUCAACGAGACUGGCGGACAGUUCAAAACUGUUGGUGUGAGAAAUCUGAUGGAUAAAUUAGAUAACAGUUUUAAACCAAAAUCAACUUCUCAGCCUGAUUUUAUACUAAUAGUCACAAAGAACGGCAGUUCGUCUACCGAGAUUACAAUGGACUUCCCCAUCAAGCAGCAGAACGACACUGAACUAUACUGUGUCUUCUGGGACACCAUUAAUGGGAGCUGGUCAGACACAGGUUGCAGACUUGAUAAAAAUCACAGUGAUAGUAAUCACACACUCUGCAAGUGCAACCACUUGACUCCAUUCUCUGUCCUCGUGUCCAAGUACGAUACAACUAAGGUCAAAGAUAAAUCUUACAGCAUCCUAGAUACCAUUACCUAUGUUGGCCUGGCAGUGUCCAUCUGCUCUCUGGUGAUCCUUCUCAUCAUUGAGGCUCUCGUGUGGUCUGUUGUAGUCAAGACUGAUCUCUCAUAUUUCCGUCACACAGCACUGGUGAACAUCGCCGUGUUCCUCUUGCUCGCUGACUGCAGUUUUUUGGCAUCUAUGUCACCUGAGAAUCUCAGUGCUGACUGGUGCUUAAUUUUGACCAUAUGCAAACACCUAUUUUAUUUGGCCAUGUUCAGCUGGAUGCUGUGCAUGAGCGUCAUGCUCAUCCACCGGCUCAUCUUUGUCUUCAGCCCGCUAAGGAAACAAGUCUUCAUGUUCCUAUCCAGUAUCGUAGGCUACGGUUGCCCAGUUCUCAUUGUGGGAUUUAGCUAUGUGUAUUGCAAAUACAACGAGAAGGACUACUAUAACAAGGACACAUGCUGGCUAAUUUUUGAUGGACCCUUGGAGGGCUCAUUGUUUGCUUUCCUUCUCCCUGUGGGAACUGUUAUUUUUACAAAUCUUUUUUCCAUGGCGGUUGUCAUUUUUACUCUGUUGAAGUCCUCCGCCCCUGAUGGCAACAAGUUGGAUGAGAAGGAGACGUUUAAGAGCAUCAUAAAAGUGGUGGUCUUUCUAACACCAGUUUUCGGAGUAACAUGGGGUAUUGGCUUCUUUCUGCAAAUGUUCGAUAAGGACGACGAGGCAUACCUUUUUCUUGAAUACAGUUUCAACAUCCUCAAUUCCUUCCAGGGCUUUUUCGUGAUGUUAACAGGGGUUUUUGCAGAGCCUAAGGUGCGUCAAGAACUGUUAAAGCGAAUGGAUAAAGGAAAAUAUGACACCAUGAAGAAUUUAACCUCAGCCUCAAACACAAAAGAAAGAUAA
Limanda limanda (common dab) is the source of this 3117-nucleotide messenger RNA. RefSeq names its product adhesion G-protein coupled receptor F1-like. The record is from RefSeq and is a predicted model, not a curated record. Gene Ontology annotation, biological process: G protein-coupled receptor signaling pathway; cell surface receptor signaling pathway. Gene Ontology annotation, molecular function: G protein-coupled receptor activity. NCBI's taxonomy places the organism in Eukaryota, Metazoa, Chordata, Actinopteri, Pleuronectiformes, Pleuronectidae. Gene Ontology annotation, cellular component: membrane. The transcript has 14 exons. The coding region runs from base 1 to 3117 and encodes 1038 amino acids.